CACUGCACUUCAGUUCGACACGUCAGGCGACGACAUGGGCAGCGCGUCGGCGGUCGCGUACGCGUUGUUAAUGUGCCUAUCAGUCACAGAAACCGUGUUAUCAAGUAAACAACGCAACGUUCUUAUACUGCUUGCGGACGAUGGCGGAUUCGAGCUGGGGGCGUACAACAACAAGAUCUGCCAGACUCCCAACAUCGACGCUUUGGCGCGCCGCAGCGUCAUAUUCAACAAUGCCUUCACUUCCGUCAGCAGCUGCUCGCCCAGCCGCGCAGCAUUGCUAACUGGCAAGCCGAGCCAUCAAAAUGGCAUGUACGGGCUGCACCACGGCGUGCAUCACUUCAACUCCUUUGACAACGUCACUAGCUUACCUAAUAUACUUAAGCGCCAAGGAGUAUAUACCGGUAUAAUCGGCAAGAAGCACGUCGGGCCAGAAAGCGUGUACAAGUUCGACUUCGAGCAGACGGAGGAGAACAACCACGUGAACAUGGUGGGGCGCAACAUCACGCACAUGAAGCUGCUCACCAGGGCGUUCCUGCAGCUGGCCAACCAGGAAAACAAACCAUUCUUCCUUUACAUCGGGUUCCACGACCCGCACCGCUGCGGGCACAGCACGCCGGAGUAUGGCGUCUUCUGCGAGCACUACGGGACCGGCGAGCCCGGCAUGGGUCGCAUCGCGGACUGGACGCCCUGGUACUACCAGUGGGACGAGAUUGAGCUGCCCUUCCAUAUACAGGACACAGAAGCAGCCAGAAGAGAUGUAGCCGCUCAGUACACUUCCAUGUCGAGGCUCGAUCAAGGCGUGGGUUUAAUCCUCAAAGAGCUAAUAGCAGCCGGUCACGGCGACGACACACUGAUAAUGUACACCUCCGACAACGGCAUCCCGUUCCCCUCGGGGCGCACCAACUUCUACGACCCCGGGCUCCGCGAGCCGCUCCUCGUGGCGGCCCCGCGCGCCGCGCGCAAGAACGAGGCCUCCUACGCGCUGGUCAGCCUGCUGGACGUCAUGCCGACCGUGCUGGACUGGUUCGGAGUACGCUGGGAGCAUGAGGAAAGCAAUGAUAUUUGGCAGGAUGAUACGCCGAAAAGUUUGCUGCCGAUUUUGAAAAAGGAGCCGCCGCCGUCGGACUUGGACGCGGUGUUCGCGUCGCAGACGCACCACGAGAUCACGAUGUACUACCCGAUGCGCGCCGUGCGCACGCGCCGCUACAAGCUCAUACACAACCUUAACUACGGGAUGCCCUUCCCUAUUGACCAGGAUCUCUACGCGUCUCCUACUUUCCAGGACAUCCUGAACCGCACGCGCAGCAAGCAGCAGCUGCCGUGGUACAAGACGCUGAAGCAGUACUACUACCGCCCGCAGUGGGAGCUCUACGACGUCCGAGCGGACCCCACCGAGUCCAACAAUCUACACGGUAAACCUGCCUUGGAGCACGUGGAGGCUUCCCUGCGCGAGCGCCUGUCGAGCUGGCAGCGCGCCACGCGCGACCCCUGGCUGUGCUCGCCCGACGCCGUGCUCGAGGGCAGCGCGCAGUGCCGCAGUCUCGACAACACGUUAAUGCAGUAUUAUCCGCGCUAGCCAGUAGAGGCAACAUC
Molecule: messenger RNA, 1593 nt
Organism: Cydia amplana
Lineage: Eukaryota; Metazoa; Arthropoda; Insecta; Lepidoptera; Tortricidae
Gene: Sgsh
Product: N-sulphoglucosamine sulphohydrolase
Exons: 10
Coding region: 35-1576 (513 amino acids)
Biological process (GO): glycosaminoglycan catabolic process; heparan sulfate proteoglycan catabolic process
Molecular function (GO): N-acetylglucosamine-6-sulfatase activity; glycosaminoglycan binding; N-sulfoglucosamine sulfohydrolase activity
Source: RefSeq, a predicted model, not a curated record